Messenger RNA from Mercurialis annua (annual mercury), 1279 nucleotides. Its product is annotated as vacuolar protein sorting-associated protein 20 homolog 2-like. Bases 56 to 736 code for a protein of 226 amino acids. The transcript is spliced from 6 exons. Gene Ontology annotation, biological process: vesicle budding from membrane; late endosome to vacuole transport via multivesicular body sorting pathway. The record is from RefSeq and is a predicted model, not a curated record. Gene Ontology annotation, cellular component: ESCRT III complex; multivesicular body. NCBI's taxonomy places the organism in Eukaryota, Viridiplantae, Streptophyta, Magnoliopsida, Malpighiales, Euphorbiaceae.
AACUAAUUGUCCGGCUGAACUAAUUGCCCGGCGAUCUAACAUAGAACAAGUAGAGAUGGGGAACAUAUUUGUGAAGAAACCUAAAAUCACCGACGUUGACCGAGCAAUUCUCUCCCUCAAAACCCAACGCCGCAAGCUCGCUCAAUAUCAACAAAAGCUUGAAGAAGUUAUUGAAGCGGAAAAGGAAGCUGCUAAAGAGUUGGUUCGUCAGAAGAGAAAGGACAGAGCUUUGUUAGCCUUGAAGAAGAAGAAAACACAAGAAGAAUUGCUUAAACAAGUAGAUACAUGGCUCAUUAAUGUUGAGCAACAAUUGGCGGAUAUUGAACUAGCCAGCAAGCAGAAAGCUGUAUUUGAGAGUUUAAAAUCAGGUACUGAUGCAGUUAAGGCGAUUCAAAGCGAGAUCAAUCUGGAUGAUGUCCAAAAGCUUAUGGAUGACACCGAGGAAGCUAAAGCUUAUCAAGAUGAAAUUAAUGCCAUAUUGGGGGACAAACUAUCAGCAGAGGACGAAGAAGAAGUCUUAGCUGAAUUUGAGAACUUAGAAAUCCAGAUGGCCGUUGAAGACAUGCCAGAAGUACCUACGCCAGUGCCAUCCAAGGAGCAUGAGGAAAAGUUGGAUCUUCCUGAUGUACCAACCAAACCACCAGUUGCUCCGCUUGCAGUUGCAGAUGAAGACAUAAUUAUACCGACUGAAGCUUCUACGAAGAGAAAAGUUUUGGAGGAACCAUUGCCUGCAUAAUUUGGGAGCAUAGUUAAAUCAGCAAACCAGUCACGUGAGGCUUUUGACCAUCCUUGAUUAUGUCAUCAACAUAUUUUUCUUCACAAAUUCUUGACUUCAAUUUAGCGGAAUCUCGCAAUUUUGAGUCGCAAACAAACUCGCUAGAUGUGUUGAUAUUGGUAAAAGAACCAUAUACCGUGUAUAUAUGGUGUUUGCAUUAGUUAGGUUUUCAAUGCAAUAGAACUUUGUUCUCUCGGUGAUGUUUCUUGACGUUGUAAAUACUAAUGCCAGCAGUAUACUUACUCCUAUUGGCAUAGUCUUACUAUGCUGGAAGUGUAAGAAAUCAUACGUGAGCUUCAAAUUCGAUAUGAAUCAUCUAGCACAUAACCUAGUUAUGAGAUAUAAGAUGUUCAUUUGACAAAAAAAACCGGUAGUCGAGUACCUGUAACAUCUCUUAGUGCAGGUCUGCGUCGAAACAGUAUUUGAAAUGUGUCUGGGACCGAGCUUGAGUUGAUUUUGUUUGUGCAAACAGAUGAAAUUUAAAUAAGUCUUUAUUCUAGUUAA